AUGGCCAAAUCCGACAAGAAAGAAAGGAAGAAAUCGGCGUCUGGAAUCAAGUCUAAGGAGGACAAAACGGCCAAAAAGGCAGCCUCCAAGGUCCCCGUCCCCUCGAAAGAGAUCUUAGAAAAGGCAUCGAAGGCUGCUAAGGCCAAGGCUCCCGUUGUGCCGACCAAACCUGAGACGAACGGCAAGUCUAAAAAAGUCACGAAUGCUUCUUCCCCAGAGGAAAGCAGCGAGAGCUCUUCCGAAGAUGAAAAACCGAAGGCUGCUCAAGUGAAGGCUGCCCACGCAAAGGCUGCCGCCUCUUCCGACUCCGACUCGAGCGACAGUGAGGAUGAGAAGCCUGCGUCGGCGAAGGUCACUAAAUUCCCUGCUGCUGCCCCUAAGAAGGUACCUGCCCCCAAAAAGGAUAAUUCGUCCUCCGCAGACUCGUCCGAAUCUGAUUCCGAUGACGAACCCGCCUCCAAAAAGGCUGCUGUUCCCGCCAAACCCACUUCCUCAAAAGCUGCGCCUAAAAAGGCUCAAACAUCGUCAUCGUCUUCCGAUCCAUCCUCUGAAGAUGAAGCACCCGCCCCGAAACCUGCUCCCAAAGCAGCACUCGCCAAAAAGGACCAGUCCAGCGACGAUUCCGACUCGUCCGAUUCUGAUUCGGAGGAUGAGAAACCCGCCAAAACUGGCAAGGCUGCUGCACCCACAAAAGUUGUGGCACCCGCAAAAGCUGUGGCCAAAGCCGCUUCUUCCUCGUCAUCAGAAUCCGACAGCGAUAGCGACUCAGAGGACGAGAAGGCGACGAAGGUUAAGGCAGCGCCCAAAGCCAAAGCCGCCUCCUCGUCUUCGUCUUCGGAAGGAGAUUCUGAUGAUGAAUCUUCAGACUCAGAGGACGAUGAUGGCGACGUGAAGAUGGCAGAUCCUGCUCCGGCCGUCAACGGAACAUCAAAACGGAAGGCUACUGACGAUGCCCAGCCUCAGCCAAAGAAGGUCAAACUUGCCAAUGGCGAUGCUGCUGCUACUGGCGAUGCACCUGAGGAGACGAAGACCAUCUUCGUCGGACGUCUGUCGUGGUCAGUGGACAACGACCGUCUCGCGCAAGAAUUCGCCGAGUGUGGUGAAGUCGAAUCUGCAACCGUCCAGAUGGACCGUGACAGCGGCAAAUCAAGAGGAUUUGGCUACGUCCGAUUUACCACCACGGAAGCCGUUGAGAAAGCCUUGCUAAUGAACGGCAAGGAGAUUGAUGGUCGUGCUGUCAACAUCGACCGCAGCACGGCGCCAGACAAGAGUCAAGCGAGGGACAAGCGUGCAAAGGCCUUCAACGACCAGGUUAGCCCUCCUAGCAGCACCCUUUUCGUCGGCAACCUGAGCUUUGGCGUCACGGAGGACACCGUUUGGAGUUUCUUCAACGACUAUGGCGUCAAGAACGUGCGCCUGCCUACCGAUCGGGAGACUGGACGGCCCAAGGGCUUCGGCUACGUCGAGUUCGAGGACACUGAGGGUGCGAAGAAGGCCUUCGAGGCAUCUAAUGGCGCUGAGAUCGAGGGCCGAACCAUCCGACUGGACUACUCGCAGCCUAGAGAUCCCAACGGUGGUGGUGGUGGUGGCGGUCGAGGAGGCAGUCGCGGAGGAUUUGGUGGUCGCGGAGGAUUUGGAGGCGACCGUGGUGGUCGUGGUGGAGGUCGCGGAGGAGGACGCGGUCGUGGCGGAGGCGACCGUGGUGGUCGUGGACGCGGUGGUCGUGGAAGAGGUGUCCCCGCUUUCGAAGGUAGGAAGAUCACUUUCUAG
Cyclocybe aegerita is the source of this 1770-nucleotide messenger RNA. The record is from the annotation of a GenBank genome assembly. NCBI's taxonomy places the organism in Eukaryota, Fungi, Basidiomycota, Agaricomycetes, Agaricales, Hemipholiotaceae.